Messenger RNA from Eremothecium cymbalariae DBVPG#7215, 2376 nucleotides. It is a transcript of the gene FOL1, whose product is annotated as trifunctional dihydropteroate synthetase/dihydrohydroxymethylpterin pyrophosphokinase/dihydroneopterin aldolase FOL1. The record is from RefSeq and is a predicted model, not a curated record. Gene Ontology annotation, biological process: tetrahydrofolate biosynthetic process. Lineage: Eukaryota; Fungi; Ascomycota; Saccharomycetes; Saccharomycetales; Saccharomycetaceae. The coding region runs from base 1 to 2376 and encodes 791 amino acids. Gene Ontology annotation, molecular function: 2-amino-4-hydroxy-6-hydroxymethyldihydropteridine diphosphokinase activity; dihydropteroate synthase activity; dihydroneopterin aldolase activity. Gene Ontology annotation, cellular component: mitochondrial envelope. The transcript has a single exon.
AUGAGGCGUGUUGGUGAGCUUAGGGAUGCCGUUUAUAUCCAUAAGCUAUCUUUGAAUGCAUUGGUAGGACCAGACCGGUGGAAUAGAGUUACUCCUCAGAAGUUGCUUAUGAGUAUGAAGAUGGUCACAGAUUUUCGUGAAAGUAGUGCAACUGAUGAUCUGAAGUAUUCUUUGGAUUAUGCUAAGAUAUCUAGUGAUAUUACCGAGUUUGUUACCACUAGGGAUCAUCUAUCUUUACGGGAGUUGGGUAAAUCAGUGGUAGAUUAUUCAAUCAGCAAGUAUGAAGGUAUUGAAGCAUUAGAAUUAGAGGUUAAUUGUCCAACAAGUCAUAUAAGAUGUGGUAGUGUGGACGUUAUUGUGUCUAGUAAUCCGCACGUGGAUGAUAUCAUCGUUAUAUCAGACUUGAAGUUGUUGACCCUAGUAGGUAUUUUUAAUUUCGAAAGGCUUACAAAACAGUUUGUCAACUUUAAUAUUUCGUUCUCACUGCUCAAGGGCUAUAAGAUGCUGUCUAUCAAGAGUAUUAUUGAUAAUGUUAUUAGUUCUGUAGAGAAUGCUGAAUUCAAGACUGUGGAAGCUUUGGUAGAGGAAGUGGCACGGGUUGUUACUUCUGAUGACUAUUUUCAGGCUAAUAAGUCCGUGGAGGUUAAAAUUAAAGUUUUGAAAUUGAAUGCUCUAAUGGAAACGCAAGGUGUUGGUGUGAGCUGUAUUAGAUCGCUGAAUGAUCUGUGUGGGAAAGGGGCUCAAGUUAAUAAGGUAAAGUUUAAUUUUGGGGGUAAUCUUCCGAUUAUGCAAGAACAACGGAUUGGUGAAACUGAAUGUUACACUGCGAUGUUAGCUGUUGGUUCAAAUUCUGGAGAUAGGUUUAAGAACAUAGUAGAGUGCAUUAAUUUGUUAAAAGAUGACAUAAAGGUGGAUGUUAUUCAAGUAUCGUCUUUAUUUGAGACUAAGCCUAUGUAUUUUGAAGAUCAGAAGAGGUUUUUUAAUGGUGUCAUUGAGAUUCGAACACAGCAUGACCCCUUGGAAUUGCUAAAGCUAUGCAAACGGAUUGAGUAUGAAGAUAUGAAAAGAGUUAAACUUAUUGAGAAUGGGCCUAGAUGCAUUGAUUUGGAUAUAGUUAUGAUGAAAAAAUCUGAUGGGCAACAUGUGCUUUGGAAUUCUGAUGAAUUGGUUAUUCCUCACAGUAGAAUGCUGGAAAGAACGUUUGUUCUAGAGCCAUUGUGUGAACUUGUUGCUUUUAGUGAAGUACAUCCUAUAACCGGAGAGUUCUUGCAUGAUAGGUUAAAGGAAUUGUAUGAGACCGGUAAUAAUGAGCAGUUAUUGCAAAAAUUAGUACCACUCCCUCAAGCGAACUUCAAAAGUAUUACUGAUUGCCGAUUUUUAACUUUUGAAACUGCAUAUGAACGUGAUGCUAUUACUGGGACGUUGAUUCGACAGACUACAUCGAAUACCCAAAUAAUGGGAAUAUUAAAUGUUACUCCAGAUUCGUUUUCGGAUGGUUCAUCUGAUUAUCGUAAUGUUAAGUACCAUGUUGAUAAAGUUAAAAAGAUGGUUGAAGAGGCACUCACCUUCCAGAAAUUUGUUAUUAUAGAUGUUGGUGGUUGUUCAACCAGACCCGGCGCUCUGCAAAUAGAUUUACAAGAGGAGCUAACUCGUGUCAUACCUGUUAUUAGAAAUAUCAGGGAAUGUAGUGAGCUUCCGCAGGAUAGAAUCGUGCUAUCGGUUGACACUUAUCGUUCUGAGGUUGCGAAAGCGGCUAUUGAAGCUGGUGUUGAUAUGGUGAAUGACAUAUCUGGAGGACGGUUAGACGCGAACAUGUUUAAAGUUAUUGCAGCCAAUCCUAAUAUCGCAUAUGUUCUAUCUCACAUUCGGGGAGACAUUUCGAACAUGAUGAAUAUGGUAGAAUACGGCGAUGAGGUCUCUUCUAUUGCAGUUGAGGAGUUUAUUUGUGGAAGACGCGAUUCUUUGGUCGGAACAGAAUUGGUGAGGAAUGUAGCCAGGGAAAUUGCAGAAAGUUUUCUGAAGGCUAUGACAGCAGGAGUUAAACGUUGGCAAAUCAUCUUGGAUCCCGGUAUCGGAUUUGGAAAGACUGGUAAACAGAAUGUGGAGAUUAUAAAACAUAUACCUGUUUUGAAAAACUACAGUUGUGUGAAAGAUAAUCGGUUUGUUAGUUUCUCUAAUUUGCCCGUCUUACUUGGACCAUCUCGUAAAAAGUUUAUAGGUACCAUUAUCCAAGAAUCAGAUGCAGAAAAACGUGAUGUGGUUAUUGGAGCUGUAGCUGCAUCAUGCGUUGGAUACGGCGUGGAUAUUUUUAGAGUUCAUGAUGUCUCCAAUUCUAGUAGGAUUAUUAAAUUAGCAGAUGCUCUAUAUAGGAGCUAA